AUGUUUCAGGUCUCCGAAGGGGAGCUCUUGUUGGACAUUCUUGCUGCGGCAGUUCUUGAAACUGUGAUCGACUCGAUUUUCCUGCUGGAGGUGCUUCUUCGUGUGAUGUCGGCCCCUUCGAAAACUGCGUAUAUCCGUGACCUUUACAACUGGGCUGACAUGAUUUGUUGCGUGGGGCUACCGCUUCGCGUUGCAGUCGGCUUCACGAUCUGGCACCAGGACCGGCCUUUCGAGAUCUUCCUGCUCUUUGUCUUGCCGGUGCUGCGUCUACUGAAACUGCUCAGAUACUUCGAGUCCUUCAGGAUUUUGGUCGAUGCCGCCAGCAACGUCAUCGCUUCCCUCCCCGUUCUCCUCUACGUCAUGGUCAUCCUCGUAGUCAUCUCCUCCAAUGCCAUCUACCUGGCAGAGUCCCGUGAGAACAUCCCGUCCCUGCAGCACUCAGUUUGGCUGGCAGUGGUGACCAUGACGACAGUGGGCUAUGGCGACUUUGCGCCGCAGUCACUGCCUGGCUACAUUACAGUCUCCUUCCUCUCGGUGGUCAGUGUGAUCUUCUUCGCACUCCCUGUUGGAAUCCUGGGGCAUGAGUUCACCUUCUGCUGGCAGAGCAGGGAGCAAGUGCUGCUGCUUGCGCGAGCGCGACGUGCCUUCGCGAAGUGGGGAUACACCGCCAGUGACAUGAAGACGCUCUUCGAGUUCGCGGAUGCGGACGGAGAUGGCAGCCUCAAUCUUCUGGAGUUCUAUGAGCUGCUGAAUCAGCUACGGCUGGGUCUGGAUGAGAGAAGUUUGGUCGACUUGUUCAUGAUGGUCGACAGGGACAACAGUGGGAGUGUAGACGGCUUCGAGCUCUUGGCGAAGAUUUUCCCGGAGGAGGUGAACAAAGACACCGAGCAGUUUGACGACAGCAUCGACGCGUGA
Symbiodinium sp. CCMP2592 is the source of this 915-nucleotide messenger RNA. Lineage: Eukaryota; Dinophyceae; Suessiales; Symbiodiniaceae. The record is from the annotation of a GenBank genome assembly.